AUGUUAGUUCUUCUCUUGAUGUAUGGGUUACUUGGAAGCAGCUUAGUUUCAGCAAAGACUUAUUACCAUAACUUUGUUAUCAAAGAAACUAAAUGCACCCGGCUUUGCGCGACAAAGAACAUCUUAACGGUGAACGGGCAAUUCCCCGGGCCAACACUCUAUGCACAAAGGGGCGACACCAUCAUGGUCAAAGUUUUUAAUAAUGCAAACACCAACAUUACCAUCCACUGGCACGGAGUUGAUCAACCGAGGAAUCCAUGGUCAGACGGGCCAGAGUAUAUAACACAAUGUCCGAUUCGACCGGGUACUGGCUUCACCUAUAACAUCAUCUUGUCCGAAGAAGAAGGAACUCUUUGGUGGCAUGCACACAGUGAUUGGGACCGUGCAACAGUCCAUGGAGCCAUUUUCAUAUAUCCAAAGAUAGGGUCUUCUUUGCCUUACCCUAAGCCGGACAAGGAGAUCCCUAUCAUUCUUGGUGAGUGGUGGAAGAGUGACGUCGGCGAAGUGCUUGCUGAGUCGCUGCGCACCGGCGGUGAUCCUAAUAUCUCAGACGCUUACACCAUUAAUGGUCAACCCGGUGACUUGUACAAUUGCUCCAAGAAAGAUACCUUCAAAGUAAUGGUUGAGUAUGGCAAGACAUACCUUCUCCGGCUAAUAAACGCCGCCAUUAACAACGAGCUCUUCUUCGGCAUCGCCGGGCACAAGCUCAGAGUCGUCGGCACCGACGGAGGAUACCUCAAACCUUUCGACACAGACUACGUCAUGAUCACCCCCGGCCAAACAAUGGACCUCCUCCUCUUCCCUAACCAACCCUUCAACUCCUCCUCCAAAACCCAAUACUACAUUGCAACCAAACCUUAUGCAAGUGCCUUCGGUGUCCGAUAUGAUACCUCGAGCGCCACCGCCAUUUUACAAUACAAAAACUUCAAACCAAACAAACUUUCACCAUCAAAAUCUCCAUCAUUCCCAACUCUCCCAGAUGACAAUGACACCAAUUCUGCAACUGAUUUUACUACAAAGCUUAAGAGCUUGGCAAGCCAAGAACAUCCCGCUGUUGUACCGAAAGAGAUCGAUGAAAGAAUUAUUAUAACUGUAUCAAUGAACUUAUUACCUUGCAACAAUACAACACCAUGUCUUGGGCCACAGAGUGGAAGAUUAGCUGCAAGUUUAAACAACAUAAGUUUUCAGGAACCUGGGAUUGAUGUUCUUGAUGCUUAUUAUAAUCAGAUACCAAAUGUUUAUGGUGAAGAGUUUCCUCAAGAACCACCUUUUUAUUAUAAUUUUACUGAAGAUAACUUGCCAAGGGUGUUGUUGUUGCCAAAGUUGGCAACAGAGGUGAGGGUGGUGGAGUAUAAUAAGAGUGUUGAAGUGGUGUUUCAAGGGACAAGUUUGUUGGCAUCUGAGAACCAUCCUUUGCAUUUGCAUGGGUUUAGGUUUUAUGUGGUUGGGAGAGGGUUUGGGAACUUUGAUAAGGAUAAGGAUCCUCAGAGUUAUAACCUUGUUGAUCCUCCAUUGGAGAAUACUGUUGGAGUUCCUAAGAAUGGUUGGGCUGCUGUCAGGUUUAGAGCUAGUAAUCCUGGAGUGUGGUUUAUGCAUUGUCACUUGGAUAGGCAUGCAAGUUGGGGAAUGGACACUGUGUUUAUUGUGAAGAAUGGGGAAAAGCCUGAGGAGCAAAUGCUCCCACCUCCAAAGAAUAUGCCCAAGUGUUAGUUGGGAACUUAACCAUACAGAGGGAAAAAGCACAUAGAUAUGAUUAAAUGAUUCAUUUAAUUUGACAUUAAGUAAAGAUUUGUUGGUAUA
Messenger RNA from Dioscorea cayenensis subsp. rotundata (Guinea yam), 1800 nucleotides. RefSeq names its product putative laccase-9. NCBI's taxonomy places the organism in Eukaryota, Viridiplantae, Streptophyta, Magnoliopsida, Dioscoreales, Dioscoreaceae. Gene Ontology annotation, cellular component: apoplast. Gene Ontology annotation, biological process: lignin catabolic process. The coding region runs from base 1 to 1710 and encodes 569 amino acids. The transcript has 6 exons. Gene Ontology annotation, molecular function: hydroquinone:oxygen oxidoreductase activity; copper ion binding. The record is from RefSeq and is a predicted model, not a curated record.